AGCUUUUGGUCUCCUUCCUGUGUGACGUUUUGCCUCUGGGAUCGGGUUUCAGCGUUGUGAUACACGGAGGCCUUUUGUCUUUUUUUUUUUAUUGGACUGCACCAGGAUGACAGAAAAUUAUUCUUUCUUCUAUUUGGACUAUUAUAAUGACAUGGAUGAAGCUCACACUGAGGUCCCAGCUUUUCAGCUGUGUGCUGGUGUGUUUGUCAGCAUUGUCUUCGUUAUCAGCAUGCUUGGAAACAGCUUCAUCAUGUGGGUUUUCCUGAGGGAUAAGGCUUGGAAGACAACUUCUGACUUAUUACUUCUGCAGCUCACAGUUUCUAACCUCUGCUUCACUGCGACUCUUCCCUUUGCUGCAUGCAACAUGCUCCAUGGAUGGAUCUUUGGCGAAUGGGCCUGUGGAAUCUUCAGAGGCUUUUUGUUGCUUGGACUGAACAGCUAUGCGGCAAUCUUCACUGCCAUGGCUUUUCAUAGUUUCGUCACUGUGAUCCAGCCAUCAUGUCUAUCUACUCAGAACUUAGGUAGACAUAGAGUCCUCAUUUCCAGCGUCACAAUCUGGCUGGUGUCUGCUGCUGUGAGCAUUAAGUUAGCAGUACACAGUUAUGUCACAGAUCCGCAUCAUGGAUUUAUGAUAGUAUGUAUCUCUGAAAUGCAGUUAAUUGAAGUUAACAUCCAGAUAUUUCUUUUCUUUGUCAUUCCCUUCAUUAUGGUUACGUUCUGCUACUUGCACAUGUGGAUAAACAUCUCAUCAAGCAGCAUGAGUAGCUCUCCUCGGCCUUCCAAAAUAACUGCAUGUAUAACAGUUAGUUCUCUUCUUUGCCUGACCCCUUACAAUAUCCUACUUUUUAUAAAUUCUCUCAUGGCUUUGGGUGCUGUAAAUUACGACUUUAGGGGGCUUUAUGUGAUAAACCGUCUAGAUUUCUUCAGUUUUAUACUCUGCCACUUCUGCUGCUGCCUGAGUCCUCUGUUUCAAAUGUGUGGAACACAAAGGUUUAGAGGGCGGUUUAAAGGGCUCUGUAGCACUCCGCCGGAAAAUCAUGAGGAUGAAGAUUAAGAUGCCGGGUCAAUGAGAUUAGGAUCUUUAGUUUCUGGUUUUAGAACUGGUUUCCAGUUCGGAUUUUGAAAAUGUUUUUGCAUUUGCAGACAUAAUUCCUUUUUCUAUUUUUUUAGAGAUUAAAAAGCUAAAUUUUGAAGGAAAGAAAUAGAAAUAGAAAGAAAGUGACAAAAUAAAAACGUGAAGUGAAAAGUAAAAUAACAAUUAAAUGAAAAAAUGUAAUUCCCUUUUACAUACAUUUCUACAUAUUCCAUAACACAUCAACUUCCAUUUUUCUGAACAGAAUAAGUAGAUCAAAAGUGACAAGCUGUGCUUUAAAAAGGAUCUGUAUUUAGUUUUAGAUAAUCCUGCUCCAAAUUAAAUGUAAUUGUUAUAAAUGUUGGAAAAAUAAAAAAUCUGAAUUACUCAGAUACAAAAAAAAAAAAAAUGGUGAAAGUGCUAGAGCUGAACAUUAUAUCAAAUCCCAGUUGACUGCAAUAUCAAUGCACGCCAUAUCCCCAGCGCAAAGUAUCGGUUGGAUCCAGGAUGUGUUAGGAUAUUAUAUUUUACAUUCCCUGAAUGCAAAAUGGACAAAAUAAAAUAAAAUUAAGAAAUAUAAAUAUUCAAAAUAUAUGUCAAUAAUAUUUACUGCCGGUUGUGUAGACCUGACCUAACCUUGUUACCUUUACUUGAUUAUUUUUAGUGGCUGACAAGCUAAAUGGUUUAACUUGUUUUAUUGGUAAAAAAUGCUUCAAACCAUGGAUGUCCCUGCAUGGCCUCAUGACAUUACAUACAGUAAUAUACAGUAUCAGGAUCUGACUAACAAAAGAUAAAAAAGCAAAAUCUUUUAAGGCUUUUCUUAUACAUAAAGAUUUUUAACAACUGAUUUGCAGAUGUGUUUAGGCUUAUACUGUCAAAUCUGUUAAUAGCAUAACCUCAGCCUGAAAUUAAAAGCGUUCACUGAUUUAUUUAUUUAUUUUAAUUUUAUUUUAUUAAUCUUUUUUUUAACCAUGUCCUGUCCGGCAGAGUAGCGCUCAGAAUAGUUGUCUGAGUGC
This is a messenger RNA of Girardinichthys multiradiatus, 2088 nucleotides long. RefSeq names its product C-X-C chemokine receptor type 1-like. Gene Ontology annotation, cellular component: membrane. Lineage: Eukaryota; Metazoa; Chordata; Actinopteri; Cyprinodontiformes; Goodeidae. Gene Ontology annotation, biological process: G protein-coupled receptor signaling pathway; immune response. Bases 107 to 1054 code for a protein of 315 amino acids. The record is from RefSeq and is a predicted model, not a curated record. The transcript has 2 exons. Gene Ontology annotation, molecular function: G protein-coupled receptor activity.